Molecule: messenger RNA, 459 nt
Organism: Heterotrigona itama
Lineage: Eukaryota; Metazoa; Arthropoda; Insecta; Hymenoptera; Apidae
Source: the annotation of a GenBank genome assembly
AUGUGUAGUAGUUUUAAAGAAUUUGUUACGAGAGACGACAGUGACUUGGAUCAAACAUCAGAUUUGAGUGAAGAUUAUAAUGGUGGAAAUGCAGGAAACGUUGUUCCACUCAUAUCUGAUUCGGAAGAUAGAGAAAACAGCAUCAAUGAUAGGAUAGACAAUUUCAAACCCAUAAUACAUGCACUUAACGAUCAAAAUUCUGGAAUCAAAGGAAAUUUAACUCCAGAAUCCACACCUUUAGAUGCUUUCCAACUUUUCUUUUCAGAACAGUUAGUUUCUCAUAUUACAGAGGAGACGAACAAUUAUUUUAAAUUUGUGAUCGAAAAUACUACAUCUAAAACGCAUUCUCGUACUAAUUCUUGGAAAUAUGCACACAUAUCAAUAUGCGAGAUGUAUGGAUUUUUGGUCAUCAUAAUGUCAAUGCCGCGGAUGAAGAAAUUGACUCUAAAUGAGUAUUGA